UUUUCGGGGGGGGGGAUGUCAUGCAACGCUCCCCCAAAGAAGGGUGCGGAGGAGACUAGGCUAAUUGGUAACGGGCGAACUGGCUUUCGAGUGAAACGACCACAAUCCACUUUUUCUGAGUCAAAUGUCUGAGAUGUUGGUCAUCAGAUUAUUCGGAUUUCCAAAUAACAAUAAAACAGUAAAUAACAAGUUGUGAAAAACGACAUACCAAACACCGAAAAGAGAAGUUGAAAAGAAGACGUGCAACUGAGUAUUAGGAUGUUUUAGAGUCUAAUGAGACAUUUUCUUCGGUGUUCAAUAUAAUAUUUCUCAGUCGAAACUAAACCUUAGGAGGGAAGGGAGAAAUCGUAUAAUGUGCUUAUUAAAAAGAUAUUUUCAAACUCUGUCUGGGUUAUAAUUGCAAAUAAACUCACUCUUAACAACUCGAGGACGGAGUUUAUGUUGAUCGGAUCUAGGCAAAAGCUGGGUACUUCUGAUAGCCCCCCAACUCUUACUAUCGAUCGAAGCUCCGUAUAACUGAGUCUAUAACUCGUUUUGUCCAAAUCUUUUGGGGUGUAUAUAGAAAUUCAUCUUGGUGCAUACGUGUUGACAAAAUGUCUAAAAAAGAUUGCUCCUGUCUUUGGCAUCUUGAAGAAGAGUAGACAUAGCUCGUUCCUUUUGUAACUCUUCUAAGUAUCUAAAAUGUACAACCCCAUUUCGAUUAUUGUUUGCUGCAACAAAACUCUUGCUACAGGACAGCAAAAUAGAUAAAUUUCGCUUCGCCUAUUUAGACGUUUUCUCCCUAUUUUGCCAUUGCUUGCGAUCUUAUUAGACUCGGAUGGAAAAAGCUAAAUCUGCAACUGAGGAAAAUCUUAACAGUUUCUGUGGUCUACAAAUCACUAAAUGGUCUUGUACCGGCGGUUUUGUUUUGCUUUCCUUGUCGGCUUUUCUUCCUUCUUUUUGUGAUUUCUUCUUUUUUCUUUACCCAAAAUAAGGAGAGGGGCCCGGGCUCCCCGGGCCUUUUCCCUAGAUCCGCCACUGCUAAAGCAAGUCCCAGCUGCCAAAAUAACCUCUCGACUCAAUCAACUACUGAGAGCGGUGUCGGUAUGUAAAACCCCAUAUUUUGUUGUAAAAGGUCGCGAAAUUUGAUUCCAAACAAAAGAGGUGAUUUGAUUCCGAAAAAUUACACCUAUACCUCCCCAGAACAACCUCCCUAUAUUUCGAUAUACUGUAUAGAUCACAGUCUCUUGACUGAGGUGUAUAUUAUACAUAUAUGUUAUUUGCCGGCAGGGAGGGCCGUAGUGGGAAAAACUUUGCCCGAGGUCUUGGGGACCUAAGUACUUCAUGUAUCCUUACUUUUUGCAUAAUUGGUUGCAUAAGUGUGCCAAAGUUAGAAAUUUCGGAGCAGUCUGUACUUGGGGUCUGGAUGUGAAAAUUCAGACCGCUGGAGUGCGCACGAUUAGCCAAUCAGAUUCAAGGAUUUAGGAUUUCGGACCGCAGGAAUUAUACAAUGGAAAUCUCUCAUAUAAAACUAAUCGUUAAAUAUGAUGUCGCCCUGACCAACUAAUGAAAGCUUACCUCAAGCAAAUCGGAGUGGAACCGAGAAGCAGUGUAUUUUUGGCCAACCGAUCAAUCAACGGUUAUUACUUUGUAUGAAUAUCACUAAAGUUUCUAAGUCAGUUUGAAGGAUGGAAUCAAGUGCCAACCGUUUUGGCCAAUGACAAUCUCGUUCCCAGAGCCCACGUGUCUUUUGGUCAGCGCCAAGACACGGAGCUCUGGAAUAAUCAACCAGACUCUAAGAUUUUAGGAUUUCCGGUUUCAUGGCGCAUGCGUACCUUGGUUUAAAAAAAUGGCAAAUUCCGCUCCCGGAGCCUACGUGUCUUUUGGUCAGCGCCAACCAAAAGACACGUGGGCUCUGGGAACGAGAUUGGGCCAAUGAGCCGUUUCAGUUUGAGCGGGAAAAAGAGGCGCCAUAUUGGGAAUGAGGGAUAGCCGUACUAGUGAAAAUUGUGCACAUUGAAGUACAAUUAAGAAGGUAAGGCUUUCCAAAUUCGCUUUCUAGUUUAAUGUUAUUUUUCGACUGAAACUAUCUGUAGCUGUGCGAUUCAUGCAGUCGAUUCAUGCUGAUUCAUUGGCUUGAAUCUGAAUCGAAUAAAAUUAACGCAGCUUGAAAAUGCCUACAGGUUUUUGACGAUUUUGGAUCUUUAAAACUUUUAUUUAUAACUGAGUAAACCUAAAAGUUACUGUCAAUAGCCCGAGUCGUGCUUAUUCGGUCUUGAAUCUCUCAGGUUUCAUCUUCUAGUCCGCGUACGACUGUACGUUUUGAAACCGUAGGUGCAUUUUGAGGCCACUGAGUCGUGAUUACGCUUUUGAUUCUUUUAUUUUAUAGAAAGAUUUCCGUAUAGAGGCUUCUCACACGAAUUAUGUAUAUCGGUCAUAAAGUAGAACGAGAGUCAAAACUGUAUGCAUGCUACUGAUAUGAUACAUGUACGUUUGGGAAAUCCUGCUCAUUUUCCACCUGAACAACUAGAAAUCUCUAUGGGCUUUUGUUACAACAGAGGCAAAUAGUUGUAGUAGUAACAGAGUAGACAUUUCUGUCAGCAUUGGCUGAUGGCAUAAGAUGACAAAUGUGCAAAGUGAGAAGUUAUUUUUGUAAUUAUGUUUAUUAAGUGUAUUAAUAAUUUGUGUCUCAGGAACGCUCCGAGUAUGGCAAAGAGGCGACCACCUGAGGAAAUUAUAACUCUGACAGGCCCUGGAACACCCACUAAACAAAGUAAAACUUCUAAUUGCCAAGAACAACCAAGUCAAUAUGAUAAUCAGGCUUUCUUUAAUGACAGUGGUUUCUCAGAGAGGGACUCUCAAGAAAAUGACCAUCAACCUAUGGAACUUGGAAGAAGUAACAAUAAUGUGUCUCCACUGACAGAUUGUGAUGAAACCUUCAGUGGUGAGUUUGACAAUCAAUAUGAAGAAAACGUACCGGAAGAAUUUCGGAUGAUCAGAGUGGAUGAAGAUAGUAAUGAGACCUCAGUUGUGCAGACAAGCAGCAUAACUGGAGUUAACCAGAGGCAUUUUGCUGAAAAUGUGCAAUAUUGCCCUAUCGCAAUUGGAAAAGAUGCAGGCGGGCAGAAAAAGAAAGAGAAAAAUAAGAAAAAAGAAGGCCUUAAUGCUGAAGAUGAAGAACGUAUUCUUGAGCAGGCUUGUGCACUCCUCAAUUCUGGUGGAGGACUGUUGGUGAUGAAAAUUACUGACUUCCAAAGUUCGACAACCAGUGCAAAUUCCCUGGACCAGUUCUGGAAGAAGAUAGAACCAAAGUUGAUAUCUUUGGUGAAACCUUCAAGGUAUGAUGACAUUUUUGAUCGAUGUGAACAGUCAGAUGAAAUAUUGCUGUUCAUCAAUGCUCCACCACAUAUUUGUACGAUCAAGUACAAUUUGAGUCUACCAGGCGAUUCCAGUGUAAUGGAAGCAUCAUAUCAUCAAACUGUUGAUUUACUUAAGGGAGCUCGGCAGGACAGAAGACCAAAGCCUCCAAAUGUUACAGUUCCAUUGACAGAGCUUCCAGAGGUACCUGAAGUUUUUACACAGAAGGAAAUUAUACUGGACUUGAAGGAGUCCAAACAUAUUCAGUUCAAACAUUUCACGUCAAAAACGUUGUUAGAUUCCAAUAACCGGUCACAACGUGAAGGCAUUGCAGAGCAAAUAUCUGCUUUUGCCAAUGCUGAGGGUGGAGUGAUCUUGUUGGGUGUUAAAGAUGAUGGAGAAGUUUGUGGCCGAGAUCUGAGAGAAAAUGGAAAAGAUGGCAUCGAGAGAAACCUGCAGAAGAACGUUAUUAAAAAAAUGUGCUGGGGUUUAGAACCUGUAAGGGGCGUCCAUUGGGACCUGAAGUUUUUUGCUGUGAGAGGCUGUGAAGCUAAUGCCAUUGUAGCGAUUUAUGUGGCAGGAAUGAGAAAGUCAGGUGGAGUCUUUGCUAAGAGCCCAAAGAGCUUCAAGUUACUACAAGGCGAAGAUGGACAACAAAGUCCUCAUCGUCUUGAUUUUGAAGAGUGGAAACAGAGGAUGCUAUCUAGAGAGGGCUUGCAGAGUGAUAGCAAAGCUGGACAAGAUUUGCUUUCCAGGUUUCAAACAAUGAGUAUAUCCAAAGGUCACCUGUUGACAGUGAAAACAGAUGUUCAAAGAAUCAGGGAUGCAUUCUUUGUUGGUGGAGUGGGAUUCCCAGUUUUUCCAGAAGGCUUUGGAUCAACCCUCUCAACAGAAGCUCAGUCAGUCAUUCAAAAGAUCCAGAAGAAGUGUUCUGGGGAUCGUAAUCGAGGAUUACUGGUUGCUUCCCGUUCCUGGCUUGGGAACACGGGAGGUACCCCCAUGGAGGGCGUCAUUUGUGAUCUUCUCCUGAUCAGCAGAAACAUGGGUGGACUUCACCUGUUCACCCUCUGUGAUAGUGCUACUGAUGACAGAUUGCUGGAAUAUCUGGAAUACAGCAGAGAAGCUGCCCGAUCCAUAAAGAUAAGCCUGGUAAAAGACGGCGCCUGCAGAGAGAAGUUCUAUAUUUCGUCUCAUGUGGUUUCUUGUAUGGAGGAAUCAGUCAUAGAACUAGAAUCGUGUGAUUGCCGGUACCCCAAAGGAUAUGAUCUGAAAUCUUCCCGGGAAAAGCUUAAUGAAGUGCUGAAGUCAAUGGUUAUCAUUCUAGCUUCAGUGCCAUCAACUCUUUCUAACAAAUUGGGUGUGAGUAUUAUGAACCUCCUGACCAGGGAACAGUUCCAGUUAGUGCACCAGCAGAUCGAAGUCAACAGAGAGUUGUGGAUCAAGGGCGUUGCUGGAACGGGCAAGACCCUUGUGGCGGUGGAAUUUAUGAGGGAGCUUCAUCGCCGUGAGAAACUGGACAAGUCAGAAAUUCUCUGUGUUUGUGAAAAUGAGGGGAUUGCAAAUCAAAUAAGGGAAAGCAACGUGUGCCAUGUAGUUUGUCGCCAGACAUUCAUGUGGGUCCAGUUUAAUUGUGUCAAACAUGUGGUUAUGGAUGAGGUACACAACUAUGAACAACCCAUAGGCACUGAAUCCUGGCAUCAGAAGGCAAGAAAACUGGUACGACAACAUAAUCGGGAAAAACCAGGAUACCUGUGGUUUUUUAUUGACAGAUGUCAGUCUAAUCACACAUUCCCAACAGGCAUUCCACCCGAAUCGGAACAGAAGCCUGAGUUCGCGUUAAAAAAGGUCAUUCGCAAUUCGAAGAAAAUAUUUUCUCUUUCAAAAAAGUACGUCCCAGACAAUGAUGUCAGAAACAAUCUUGAGAUGGGUCAUGAUUUUGAAGGAGAAAAUGUGGAGGUGGUAUCCUACUCAAGGAGUGCAAGAUCCCAGAUUUAUGUUGUCAAAGAAACCUUAGACAGGCUUUUGAACGAUGGAUAUAGAGAAGGGGAUAUAGCUAUUUUGUUUAAAAAGGGGGCUCUUAUUCCACGCCUUUCUUUUUCCUUCAAGUCUGCAACAGAAAACAGUUCUGAUGCUAUAGUUGUCAGCUCUGUUCUCAAGUACAGUGGUCUGGAAAGACCUGUGGUUGUUCUUGUUGACGUAGAUGAUGGCAUUAUAAAGGGACGUAAAAGAAUACCCUUUAUUUAUGGUGCAGUUACAAGGGGCAUGGUAAAACUGGUUAUUAUACAAUGUAAAAAUUGACUGGACUUUAUCAGUUCCAAACCUGUUCCAAAACUUCAUUGAAGGUGGCUUGCAUUUCAUUGCACUCAUUUGAGUUCUGUACAAACUAGUGUUUUUUAGAAUUUCUACAAUCCUCACGAACAACGAAAAGACAUUGAAAGAACACGAAGUCUUUUCUUUGAUUUGUGGGCAGAAAAAAAACACGAUCGAUUACAGACCAAGGAAGCGCAUUGCGGACAGAUACAUGUAAAAUGGAUUUGUAGAGCCUUGAAAGUAAACAGGUUGAUUGUAGAUGCAAAGGUCGGCAAAUUCCUAUUUAAUGUCUGCUUGUACCACUAGUUCCUCUCUAACGACUAAGGUACCAGAACUGGAGACAAUGUGGUAAUUUUGUCUCUUUAGUGGAAAAACAGUUAGGAAUUCUCUCUAUACCUACAGAGAAUGUUUAAAUAUAAGGAAAUGUCUUAUUUUCGUCCAUAACUUGAAAAAUCAAAUUACCUUGUAACUUUUAAUAUUUUUAACUAUUUUAGUAGCCUAGCUGAAAAUGUUAAAGUAGUUACAAUAAUGUUGGUUAUUGAAAAUAUGGCAUCCUUGUUAGAUGUAAGUAAAAAUGGCAAAGUAAAGUACAUGGGUAGGUUUACAGCUAUAGAAUGCUCUGGGCUCACUACUACUUUGUUAGCUACAGAGCUAACGUCCUCCAGAGUUGUCUUUUAGUACCUUUGUGCACAUAGUGGCUGUAAUCUCACCUUUAGACUUUACUAAACUGAAUAUAGACUACAAUUUUAGCUUUCUCAGUUUACUAAGACGUAACUGAUGUGCAUAUAUAAAAAGUUUAACUGCAAUAAAUUUGGAAGUUUGUUCAUGGCAAUAUGCGACUAUGAUGUAUAUAUGACAUGUAACUGAAAUGUCAAUAUAAUAAUGUGUAAAACAUAGUGUAGGUGAAAUCGUUUGUGAUAUUUUUAGCUUUCAUGCAUUUGUCACUUUCAAGUUCUUUGAAGCUUUGAAGAGUUAUGAUGGCGCGAGCAAAGUAAAUUUACAUUUUCAUGAUCCUAAUCAGUUUGGGGGGGGGG
Molecule: messenger RNA, 6680 nt
Organism: Orbicella faveolata
Lineage: Eukaryota; Metazoa; Cnidaria; Anthozoa; Scleractinia; Merulinidae
Product: schlafen family member 8-like
Source: RefSeq, a predicted model, not a curated record